Messenger RNA from Fusarium vanettenii 77-13-4, 585 nucleotides. RefSeq lists its product as uncharacterized. The coding region runs from base 1 to 585 and encodes 194 amino acids. Gene Ontology annotation, molecular function: carboxy-lyase activity. The transcript has a single exon. NCBI's taxonomy places the organism in Eukaryota, Fungi, Ascomycota, Sordariomycetes, Hypocreales, Nectriaceae. The record is from RefSeq and is a predicted model, not a curated record.
AUGAAUCUCAAACUCGUUUUCCUCUUCCUCUUCGUGACGCUUCUGAAAGACGUCAUUGCAUACCCAAUUUACCAGACUAACGGCGACCUGGAUCCCACCUUUGAGACGGAUAUACGUGAUACCCAUCUCAUCUACGACUAUGAUGCAACAGAUUCGGACGGGAACCCAGAGAAGUGGCGUUAUGAAAUCUGGUUCUUUUCCGAAGACCGCGUUGUCUACGCCAUCCACGGCGGUCCUAUGGCCGGCCGCAAAAACUACCAAACCGCCUCCUACCAAUGCGUGCGAAUUGGCGAGGUCUGGCAGAUCAACUGGCUCGAGGAAACCGGCACCAUUGUUUCCCUAGUCUAUGAUAUCAAGGGCCAGACGAUUAGCGGUCUCUUGGGCUUCUCUCAGGGACACUGGGAAAAUGCCGAAUCUGCGCAUGGCGACAAGAGGAACCCCGAGGACUUUGCACGCUGGAGGACUUUGGCAAAGAUUGGAAUCCAGACGGAUAGGUUUAUGUUGACGGAGAAGGCCAAUAUCUUGGAGCAGUUCAAGGGCCAGGGUGAGUUGGACACGAUUGACCCAACGGGACCAACCUUUUAA